AUGUCAGAAGCAAACUUCGCCAAUUAUAUGGCAGAAUUCAUUUCGAAACAAGCUUGGACCAAAACAAUCGGAAUGGAAGAAGAGAUUCAACUUGCACCCGCCAAGUUAAGUCAAACCCCUCCAGAAGUUCAAGAUCCUCUCGAAGAAGUCAAUUUAGGAACUGAGGAUGAUCCAAGACCCAUAUUUAUAAGCGGUCUUCUCGAGCAAUUCAUGCGAACAGAGCUGAUCUUUUUAUUGAAGGAAUUCAAGGAUUGUUUUGCAUGGCACUACCACGAGAUGCCAGGACUAGAUAGAAGUCUGGUGGAGCACAGAUUGCCCAUAAAUGAGGGCUACAAACAGGUAAAACAGUUGAAGCGAAGAAUGUCUAUCGAGCAGAACUCAAAGCCAGCCCGAUACGUCAAGUGGCUAGCAAAUAUAGUUCCUGUUUUGAAGAAGGUCACUAAAGCUGAAAGGGUCUGUGUGGAUUACGUAAACCUCAAUGAAGCCAACCCAAAGGACGAAUACCCAAUGUCCAUGGUCGACACGCUGAUUGACGGUGCAACACACAAUAAGAUCUUGUCAUUCAUGGAUGGCAACGCAGGAUAUAACCAAAUCAUGGUUGCUGAAGCAGAUAUUCAUAAAAAACAUUCAGAAUGCAGGUGCUACUACGAAUACAUUGUUAUGCCCUUCAGGCUAAAGAAUGCAGGUGCUACGUACCAAAGUGAGAUGAAUACUAUAUUUCAUGAUAUGAUCGGGCCUACUCUGGAAGUAUAUAUUGACGACGUGGUCAUCAAAUCUCAAGAACAACAGACGCAUAUCGAAGACCUGCGCAAGGCUUUCAUCAGAAUACGCUAG
Messenger RNA from Prunus armeniaca (apricot), 834 nucleotides. Lineage: Eukaryota; Viridiplantae; Streptophyta; Magnoliopsida; Rosales; Rosaceae. The record is from the annotation of a GenBank genome assembly.